Molecule: messenger RNA, 3329 nt
Organism: Triticum dicoccoides
Lineage: Eukaryota; Viridiplantae; Streptophyta; Magnoliopsida; Poales; Poaceae
Product: pentatricopeptide repeat-containing protein At3g26782, mitochondrial-like
Exons: 1
Coding region: 100-2109 (669 amino acids)
Biological process (GO): RNA modification
Molecular function (GO): zinc ion binding; RNA binding; protein binding
Source: RefSeq, a predicted model, not a curated record
CACACCCUACGUCUUCCUUCUCCCUCGGAACCUCUCUCACGAAAGCGCUCAUCAACCUCCGCUCCUGGCUGCGUUGUGGCCACCACCGGCAUCUCAGGAAUGGCGGCAGCAAGAGUGCAGCCUCCGCUCAACCCACGAGCGGCGUCGCCUUCCACGGCAGUCCCCGCCUCCAACACUCAAAGCCUACAGAGCACGCCCAUCCACAGUUCCACCCCUUCCGUCCGCGCACUGUUCCUCCGCGCCGUGGACCCCUCCCGUCCUGCCUCCUGGUCCGCCGCCGUCGCCGACCUCCUUGCUUCCGGAGACGCCGUCGCCGCUCUGGCCACCUUUGCCGCCGCUCUCCGCGCUAACCCGGCCGCGCUCCUCCCGGCCCUUCCCCCCGCCUUCCGCGCAGCUGCCGCCGCCACCUCCCUCGCCGCCGGCCGCCAGCUACACCUCCUUGCCCUCCGUUCCGGCCUCUUUCCCUCUGACCCCUUCUCCGCCUCCGCUCUUCUCCACAUGUACCACCACUGCUGCCGCCCGCUCGACGCCCGUAAGGCGUUCGAUGAAAUUCCCAGCCCCAACCCCGUCAUUAUCACGGCCAUGUGCUCUGGCUACCUGCGAAACAAUCUAGUCUACCCCUCGCUUUCUCUCUUCCGCGACUUGCUCGCGUCUGGUUCUGCCAUGGCGGUGGACGAGGCGGCUGUGCUUGUGGCGUUCUCCUCGUCGGCCCGUGUCCCUGUCCGCGGAAUUACUGCUAGCCUUCAUGCGCUUAUUGUGAAGAUUGGCUUGGACGUGGAUGCUGGGGUGGUCAACACGAUGUUAGACGCUUAUGCCAAAGGCGGUGGUCGUGACCUGCCGGUUGCGAGGAAGGUGUUUGAUACCAUGGAGAAGGAUGUGGUGUCCUGGAAUACGAUGAUUGCGCUGUAUGCUCAGAAUGGGUUGUCGGCGGAGGCCCUGGAGCUGUAUGGCAAGAUGCUGAAUGUUGGUGGAGGCAUUAGGUACAAUGCUGUGACGUUCUCUGCUGUGUUACUGGCUUGCGCACAUGCUGGGACGAUACAGACUGGAAAACGCAUUCAUAAUCAGGUGGUAAGAAUGGGUUUGGAGGAAAAUACCUAUGUUGGAACUUCUGUAGUUGAUAUGUACAGCAAGUGCGGAAGAGUGGAAAUGGCAAGAAAGGCUUUCGGCAAAAUUAAGCAGAAGAAUGUCCUGUCAUGGUCUGCCAUGAUUACUGGUUAUGGUAUGCAUGGUCAUGGACAAGACGCCCUUGAAGUUUUCAAUGAGAUGUGCAGAUCGGGGCAAAACCCUAACUACAUAACUUUUAUCUCUGUUUUAGCUGCUUGCAGUCAUGCUGGUCUUUUAGAUAUGGGCCGUUAUUGGUACAAAACCAUGAGGAAUAAGUUUGGGAUUGAACCUGGAGUGGAACACUACGGAUGCAUGGUGGAUCUUCUUGGCCGUGCCGGUUGUCUUGAUGAGGCUUAUGGCCUCAUUAAAGAAAUGAAGGUUAAACCUGAUGCUGCUAUCUGGGGAGCUCUUCUUAGUGCAUGCCGAGUCCAGAAAAAUGUUGAGCUGGCAGAAAUUUCUGCGAAAAGAUUGUUUGAGUUAGAUGCGACCAACAGUGGGUACUAUGUUUUAUUGUCCAAUAUAUAUGCAGAAGCUGGAAUGUGGACAGAUGUGGAGAGAAUGAGAGUUCUGGUUAAAACAAGAGGAAUAGAAAAACCUCCAGGGUAUAGCUCAGUUGAAUUGAAAGGUAAAACCCAUGUGUUUUAUGUUGGCGACACGAGUCAUCCUCAGCACAAGGAGAUCUAUUCUUAUCUGGGGAAACUGCUUGAGAUAGCGCAAAAAGCAGGCUAUGUACCAAACACGGGUUCUGUUCAUCAUGAUUUGGAUGAAGAGGAGAAAGAAUCUGCGUUGCGCAUCCACAGUGAAAAGCUUGCUGUUGCUUUUGCUCUGAUGAACUCUGUCCCGGGUUCAGUAAUCCAUGUGAUAAAGAAUCUCCGGGUCUGUACUGAUUGCCAUGCAGUAAUCAAGUUUAUUUCCAAGUCCGCUGAACGAGAAAUUAUUGUUAGAGAUUUACAGCGCUUUCAUCAUUUUAAGGAUGGAUCAUGCUCUUGUGGAGAUUAUUGGUGAUAGGGUCGUGCAAGAGGGCUGAGGUCGUGAUACCAUCUUCGUUGUCCGUCAUACCACCAUUGUAUUAUGUACAUGCCAAUUUAUUUCCAAGACAUAUUGUUACACCUCAUCUCGAUUAGGCUAAUGACAUCGCCUUGCUGCCCUGAAUACUGGGAACUUAGAAGAUUUUAUAGCUUGGCAUAAAUAAAAAAAUUACGCCUUUUCUGUAAGAUCUGCAUACUAUAAUGAAUGGCACAACAAGUUGGUUCAAGGAGACGUCGAUCGGAUGGACAAGGCAGCUCGAGGCUGAACCCAGUAUGGGAGAUCUCCUAUGGAACUUACAUGUCCCCAGCAAGGUAUUGUUUCCUAUGGAGGGCUCUUCACAGUGUGAUACCGGGGAUGAUUGUUCUUGCAGGUAGGCAUAUCAAGACCUCACCCCAAUGUCCCAUCUGCUGCUGGGGAGCCAAGGAUAUAAAGCACAUGAUGUUCACGGGAGGCGUGGCAUGCGAGGAAGGUUUGGCAAGCGCAGGGACUUGAGGUGUUCAUCAAACAAGCAAUGCAGAUUGAUCGAUCACGGGUCAGUGAUGCUUGAGGAAACUUUGAGGAGUACUGUCAAACAUUCAGCGUUUAUGGGUCGGUAUGGUGUACAGGAGACGAUCGCCGUAGGGGCAUGGUAUAUCCUGUGGCAGCGACGGGAGGUUGUUAAUCGAGGAGAGGUGGAACCUGCUCAGUCAACUGUGUUUGCAAUUCAGGCUAUUGGCGCGAACUAUGCAAAAGCUCUGAACAGUUCACAACCAGUCCUGAUACGAUGAGGGAAGCCUCAUGGAAUUAUUAUAAACUGAAUGUGGAUGCAUCAUCAUCAUACUUUUUGAAAAUGGAACAGGGGCAGUGGCUGCCGUCCUCCGCAAUGAUCAUGGUGAACCGGUCGCUGGGUUCUUGAUCACAUGUUGGACUCGGCCACGGUGGAGGCGACCGCUACCCAGAAGGGCCCGGAGCCCCGGAACUGGUUGAAAACUUGGGAUGUAACACCAUCAUCGUCGAGUCUGACCGCCUGGAAGUGAUUCAAGCAUGCAACGGUUUGUUUGGUCAAGGUAUGGAAGUGAUUAUGUUUAAUUCUUAUUCUCAUGUGUAUUGGGACGAUGAACCCCUUAGCUAUGUUUUAUCCAAUGAUAAACGUGUACUGGUACCUGAUCGACUGAAGUCCACCAAGUGGCUUCCCUAAAGAAAGAACUGUUUGUCAA